Blepharisma stoltei is the source of this 678-nucleotide messenger RNA. Lineage: Eukaryota; Ciliophora; Heterotrichea; Heterotrichida; Blepharismidae. The record is from the annotation of a GenBank genome assembly.
AUGAGAGGCAUCACCUAUUUCAGGAUAUUUAAAAAUACAAGAUACAUGGUAAAUCUGAUUACUCAAGUAAUAAAAGACAUCACUUCAUUCUUUAUCCUCCUUUUCUAUUCCACCCUUGCUUUUGCAUUUAUUUUCUUAGUCAUGGAUAAAGAAGAUCCUAAAUUAAUUGACUAUAUAAAAAUAUCAUAUAGGCUAGACCUUGGUGAUUUUGACCCUACUGGAUUUACCUCAAUGCAAUGGGUCUGCUUGUUUUUAGCUACUAUGACAAAUAUGAUUAUCAUGCUAAACCUCUUGAUCUCAAUCAUGGGCGACACUUUUGGAAAAGUCCAAGAAAAUGCCGAAAUUGCAGACAGAAAAGAAUUACUAGGGAUGAUCAGUGAAAUAGAAACAUUGAUGUUUUGGAAGAAAAAAUGCACUGAAAGAUCUUAUUUCCAAGUACUUACUGGUGAAGAAUCUGAAGAAACAGAAAAAAAUAUUAGCACCAGAGUGACAGUUAUCAAGAAAAAUAUAAAAAGAAACCACUUGCAGACUCUAAAAAGGAUGGACAGCCUUGAAGAAAUGUUGAAGAAGAUAUGGACUAAGUUAGAAGGAGACAAGAAAGAAGAGGAAAUUGAAGAGUCAUCUGAUGAAGAAAGCGGUGAAGAAAGCGGAGAACAAAGUGGAGAAGAAGAAGAUUAA